AGAAAAUCAUGUUUAUAAUAAGCUGCUCUGCCUUGUGCUACUUAAUUUGCUUAAUAAAAUACCUGUAGUGAUAGAGUCGAUUGCAAAAGAAUCGAUUCCUCGACUCCAGCGCCUCUGGAAGGUGGGCGACUCUUGGCAAAAGACUCUCGAAGCUUUUGGAGUCGACUCGUGUUUUUAAUUGUAAUUGGCUCAAGGGACAAGUGACGGAGGCCAGUGUAAAUCAGUAGAGAGAGUGAGUCGGAGUACUGUGAGUUUGUUUAAUUAGCAGCUGUGAGCGCAAACUCUGCUCACAGAAACCUUUUCGGUCUGUCCUGAACCGUAGCUGUUCAUUUUCUUCAGGAUUGCUCACAAUAAAACAAUAUCAAGGAAAGAGGAAACAAAUACCAAAUACAUUUUACCAGGUUUUGUAAAAGGGAAUGAAUCUGAGAUUUGCUCCUUGUUUCCCAGCUUCUUGUUCAAAUUUCCAUUCCGCCUUAAAUAGCGCUGCAGGUACAUUCUGUUACAUGCUGUUAAGGUACCUGCUGCAUUACUUUAAGCUGGACUGGAAAAGUCCAAUAAGAAGCCAAAUUAAAAAACUGGAUUUUCUCAGUGCAUCACCCCGAGUUCACCUCGCCGUGGAAUAAGCAGAUUUUUCAUCAUAUAAUCUGUAGUUUCUCUAACAUGUGGCUAAACUACAUUUAUGAUGGUUUAAUCUCCACUAUAUCCCUUUUCACCGGCUCUCUUGGUGUUAAGAGUGGUAGAAGAGUCGAGAACAUCGAUUCCAAAGGCAGGAGUCAAAUAAGUGGACAUCCCUGGUGGUCUCCUUCAGUUAGUGUUCGCUGUCAUUUAAAUAGGACAUGCAGUUUCUGUAAAACACAUCGAUGUACAUGCUAGCCAUAAAAAUGACCAAGUUUAACGGAUAAACAUGAAAUGCUGUAUAUAAUUAUGUAAUUUUAAAACAUGAAAAAAUCAGCCAAUUGUAUCAACUUUCAGCAUUUUUAACUCCUUCAGGUGCUAAAACUGGUUACAUUUCAUAUUGAUCACACCUACAUAGAUGGAUGAAUGGAUGGAUGAAUGGAUGGAUGGAUGGAUGGAUGGAUGGAUUAAAAGUGGUUCUUUGGAGAAAAAACAACAAGAAAGGUUUCCGAUCUUUAAAUCGGGUCUAAAAAGCCAGCUAAUUAUGUUAACUAAAUGUUAAAAUGAUGCAAGACUGAUAACGGUUGCUGAUGUGUUGCUUAGAUGUUGCGGCAGUUGCUACGGUAUCCAAGGUGGUUGAUAAGGUGUUGCUCGGUGUUUGCUAUGUUAUUAAAUACACUGGCAUGUUAAAUCAAAUGCCUCCUUAAAUCCACUGCCACCUUAAAUCCAUCGCUACCUUAAAUCUCAUGCUGCCUUAAAUUUAUUGCAACCUUAAAUCCACUGCUCCCUUAAAUUCAUUGUCUUCCUAAUUCCAGUGCAAUUUUCUAUCCACUGCCACCUUAAAUUUACUGCCACCUUGAAUCCAGUGCCGUCUUAAAUCUCGUGCGACCUUAAAUCCAGAUGCCUUAAAUUCCGUGCCAUCUUGCAUUUAAUGUCACCUUAAAUCUCUUGCUAGCUUAAAUUCAUUGCAACUUUAAAUACACUGCUAUCCUAAAACCACUGCUUGCUUAAAGCCACUGUUACUUUAAUACACUGCCUUCUUAAAUUCAAUGCUAGCUCAAAUGCAGUGGCACCUUAAACCCAUUCUUUGUGCUGUUAUUGCUGUAUUAGGCUGUAAGCAUGUGAAUCUGUGUGGACUGUGUAUGAGUGUCUGUGUGAGAGAUGUGCAGUGUGACAUCACUGGCAGUUAGUUUGAAUGUCCCAAAUUUCCUAUGGGAAAAAAAUUCUUUGAACAUUUAAUGUUUGACAAAAAAACAUACGUCAGAUUGCUUAGAAAAGCGCAAGCAACCUAGUCAAGUAUAGGUCCUAUGGUCCGGCAAGGUUUUAUUGUUGUAACUCAGAAACUACGGGAUAGAGAACAUUUUAUUUAGCUUAUAAUAAUAAGAAGAAGAGAUUAAGAAGAGCAGCAAAAGAAAAGCAACCAAGCCAAUUUAAUAAUAAUUACCAUGUAUAAUAAAACCAAAAGGGGUGCAGAUAAAAAUUCAGUAAAACUGAAACAAAGUAAACACAAACAUGGGAACGUAGGAAUGCUGUAUAUUCCACAACUGUGGAAGCACAUAGUCCCAAACACUUAUUCCAAACACGGGGAAUGCGUUAAAAUCUGGUUAAAAUAAAAAUAUACAAGGAAAAUCACAGCCAGCAAAUAUCAGGAAUAGCUUUGGAUAUUCUACAUAAUAUUGUGUGGAAAUUGAUAUUCACUUCUACUGUCCAGUUUAAAGUCGAUUCCAUUCUCCAACCGGAGGCUUCCGUUCCACCUUAAACGGUGCAGCAGUCACAUUUUAGGCGCUUUUGACGGGAACCAUUUAAGGUGGAACGGAAAAUCGAAUAAGAAGCCAACUCGGUGCAAAAGUCCUCUUGAUAAAUCCCCACAGAGAAGGAACGAACGGGCCCAGGCAUGUUGGCUAAAUGCUAAUCCCAGUCCCACCGCCAGUAGAACAUGCCUGGGUCGCCCCCCGCGGUCCACACGUUGAGGGAAUCUGCACGACGGGGCUUUUUCUUUCAGCAACACGGAGAGGAGGUCUUCAUGAAAUGAGGAGGGUACGAAGAAUACAGACCAGACAGGAGCGGGCCGAAAACGAGACUGAUCCCACCCUAAGCACAGGGGACCCUCGACUGUCUUGAGGCUUGGCAGAGAAAGAUUCAUUAGGAGACAUGAGGAAGUGCAGCCCAUGGACGUUUCUCCCUAUUAUGUUUUCAUUCUUCACAGCAGCAGGCUUGUGGGUUGUAUAUUUCAUAGCAGUUGAGGAUGAUAAAAUCACCCCACUCAGCUCUGAAUACAAGAGAUCAGUGUCGAAGUCUCCUCCAUAUAUUAGCAUUGCAGGCGAUGCUCCACCCGCCAGCUGUGUUUUUAGCCAAGUCAUGAACAUGGCAGCUUUUGUGGGCUUCAUCCUUGGGGUUCUCAGAUACCUGCAGCUUAAGCCAAGGGUGCACAAACCCUGGCUCAACAUUGGCAGUCUGGUAGCUCUGUCCUUGGCCUGCUUUGGUAUGACUUUGGUUGGGAAUUUCCAGCUGUCAAAUGAUGAGGAGCUCCACAAUAUUGGCACCUCCAUGACCUUUGGACUAGGCACACUGUUCUGUUGGGUCCAGUCUUUCAUGACCCUAAAGGUCAACUUGCGCAAUGAAGGCAGACGAGCUGGCAUUCCUCGUUUCCUGUUGUCUGGAGCAGUCACGUCCUGCAUGCUGCUUUACUUUGCCCUAAUGGCACAACGUCUGCACAUGCAUGCUGCCCGGGCACAGUGGGCACUGGUCAUGUUCUUUCUGGCAUUUCUGGGCACCUUUGCUAUCGAGUUCCGCCACUACCACUUUGAGAUUGUGUGCAGUGAUGACCAGGACCCUCCACUGAGCCUGUCUGAGAGCUUCUCUGAGGUUUCAGAGUACCAGUCUGACCAGCUAUAGGACUAUUUCUGUCUCAUUUUUAACAGGAUUUAGUCCUACAACUAACAAUAUUCAUCCAUUUCCACUAAUGCAUGUAUGUUGAAUGUAAUGUCUCCGGAGUGGUCUGUGAGUGUUCUUUUUUAUUAUGACAAUGUAUAGGUAGACUUGGCAACAAAAAGCACAAGAGGUGAAUAGACACCAUUUUUUGAGUCACAGUGAGUUUUUGUAUUCCAGGAGUCAGGUAAUGUGAAGUGACAUACAUGAGUAUAUAUACAUUAUAUGGUCAAGAGUAUGUGGACACCCCUGCUAAUCAUUGAGCUCAAGUGUUUCAGUCACAUGCAUUGUAUGGCUAUGUACUUUAUGCACUUGUUAAAAAUCUCCAUAAAUAAGCAAUGGCAGUAGAAUGGGUGAUACUCGAGAGCUCAGUGACUUUAAAUGUGGCACUGUCAUAGGAAGCCACCUUUGCCACAAGAUCAUGAAAUGUCUGUCCUGCUAGACCUGGCAGUCUGAUGGAUGAAUCUUGCUUUGGUGGAUGCAAGGAGAAGGCUAACUACCUGGAAUGCAUAAUGACAAUGGUAAAGUUUGGUGGAGGAGGGAUAAUGAUCUGAGGUUAUUCUUCAGGAGAUGGGCUCAGGAUCAGGCUGAUCCCUUAGUUCCAAUGAAGAGUAAGUUAAUGCUACAGUAUGCAAAGACACUUUUGACAAUUAUAUUGCUUCCAUGUUUGUGGCAUCAGUUUGGAGAAGGGCCUUCUUGUACUUAGCAUAGCUGUCCAUAAACACAAGGUGUGAUAUAUUUAGUAUGGAGGAACUCUGGGUUUGGGGAUAUGGGCAACCAUAUUACUGUCCAUGCUUUUGGAAUAGGAUGUCCAACAAGCUUAUACAAGUGUGAUGGUCAAGGGUCAACAUACUUUUGGCCAUAUACUGCAAGUAAAGAUUAUCAAGCAUGUGAAUAGACAAAAAAUACUGUAAAGGACAUGAGAUCAGACUGGACUGCUGCCUUCAAGUGCUCCUCUUGGGAGCUCUUAUGAUUUUAGAUAUCGUAAGUAUGACCUAAGUAGUCAAGUGAUCAGAAACAAGAUGAACUGCAUUUUAUUUUGCUUUAUCGUUAAAUGUUUAUCAAGGGUUAGGGUUAGGGUUAGGGUUUGAAUCACAGCUUAUGUUUAUAGCUGUCUUUUUGAAUACAGAUGAGAGUAAAAAUGUCUGCGGUGUUCAUGCGUAGCUGCUGAGUACCUGAAACAGGUUUACAGUUACGAAUUUUUUUAACGACACCCAUAAACUCAAAGUUAUGGCUUACAGAAAAGUCCUACUACAUUGUGGUGGCAUUCAUGGAAACACAACUUGUAAUACCAGUAUUUCCAACAGCACUUGAAGGCAACAUUAUAUAUAUAGUAAAGAGACCAAGAAUAACGGCAAGGCAGGUUCUGUACUCUGUAUUGAAUUGUUUGUCUGAAACAUCAACUCACUUUUCAGUAUACAAUAUCAAACAAUCCUAAUUCUUUUCACAAAUGGCACAUUUUAUAUCUAGAUGAAAAAAUGUUCAGUCAUAACAAUGCAGAAUAUGUCUGACAUAACUGAUCAUUUACAGUGUUUUUCAAGGUAUGAACUGUGUUUCAUUAAAGCUGCAUUCUGUUAGACUUAA
This is a messenger RNA of Pygocentrus nattereri (red-bellied piranha), 5127 nucleotides long. RefSeq names its product transmembrane protein 150C (gene tmem150c). The record is from RefSeq and is a predicted model, not a curated record. Lineage: Eukaryota; Metazoa; Chordata; Actinopteri; Characiformes; Serrasalmidae. The coding region runs from base 2767 to 3510 and encodes 247 amino acids. The transcript has 9 exons.